Molecule: messenger RNA, 399 nt
Organism: Malania oleifera
Lineage: Eukaryota; Viridiplantae; Streptophyta; Magnoliopsida; Santalales; Ximeniaceae
Exons: 2
Coding region: 1-399 (132 amino acids)
Source: RefSeq, a predicted model, not a curated record
AUGAAUCCUCUUGCAUUUUUAGGAGGAGUCGAUCUUGCAGCCACCGAGAAUUGGAUGCAGGAGACUGAGAAAGUUUUGGUUAUGUUACAGUGUACUGAAGAACAGAUGGUCCUCUUUGCUACCUACAAACUAACGAGGCAGGCCGAGAGGUGGUGGACUGCUUAUGCGGCUCAUUUUAUUGAGCUCUCUCAUUUCACUUCGUAUAUUGCCCCUGAUGAGGUGAAGAAAGCGAGACAAUUUGAAAGAGGCUUGAGGCGAAGCAUAUUUAAGCAGGCGGUUGUGCUAAGGAUCCAAGAUUUUGCUGAGUUAGUCAAUAGAGCAGCUUUGGCAAAGAUUGGUGAGCGUUUGGAUGCAGAGGAGCAGGGACAGAGGAAGAGAUCUGCAUCUUCAAGCUACUAG